Messenger RNA from Zymoseptoria tritici IPO323, 1037 nucleotides. RefSeq names its product putative acetyl xylan Esterase/Acetylesterase (gene MgAXE1). The record is from RefSeq and is a predicted model, not a curated record. Lineage: Eukaryota; Fungi; Ascomycota; Dothideomycetes; Mycosphaerellales; Mycosphaerellaceae. The coding region runs from base 18 to 923 and encodes 301 amino acids. The transcript is spliced from 2 exons. Gene Ontology annotation, molecular function: hydrolase activity. Gene Ontology annotation, cellular component: extracellular region.
UGACCACAUUCUUGAGUAUGCACUUCUCUCAGCUCCUCGCAAGCCUGCUGGCCAUUGCCACCGUGCAAGGUGCUGCCAUCUCCACGGACGAUCACCUCGUCAAGCGAGCAUCUCUUACCCAGGUCUCCAAUUUUGGCAACAACCCAUCUGGAGUCAAGAUGUUCGUCUAUGUCCCUCAGAAUGUACAAGCAAAGCCACCCGUUAUCCUAGUCCUCCACGCGUGCGCAUGGAAUGCCCCCAACUUCUUCGCCUCGACGAAAUAUGGACAGCUCGCCGAUCAGUAUGGAUAUGUCCUCGUCUAUGGAGGGACGCCUACGGACGGCGCAUGUUGGGACGUCUCUUCCAGCCAGACGUUGACGCAUGAUGGUGGGAGCGAUAGCAUCGGUUUGGCGAAUAUGGUGAGGUAUGCGUUAGAGACGUACAAUGGCGAUGCUAGCAGGGUCUUUGUGACGGGAGAGUCUUCGGGGGCGAUGAUGACGCAAGUCAUGGCGGCGGUGUACCCUGAUCUCUUCGCUGCGGGAUCGGCAUUCAGCGGCGUGCCAGCGGGAUGCUUCUCCACCGGCAGUGUGAGAGGAUGGAACAGCCAGUGCGCUGGCGGAAAGAUCAACAAGACGCCGGCUCAGUGGGCUGCACAAGUCCACGCAAUGUACUCAGGCUUCAAUGGCCAAUACCCGAGGAUGCAAAUCUACCAUGGCGAUGCAGACACGACGUUGAACAUUGCCAACUUGGACGAGGCGGUCAAGGAGUGGUCUGGCGUGCAUGGGUACUCUGGAAAGGCAACCCGGUCUACGAGCAACGAUCCUGGUCCGAAUCUCACAAAGUCCAUCUACGGUGAUCGUCUGCAGGGGAUUCUUGGGCAUGGGAUUGGACAUGUCGUGCCGACGAAUGAGAAGGAGGCGUUGAAGUGGUUUGGGAUUGCGUGAAGAGAUCGAGGUGAGCGGUGUUUAGCUAUCUGACCAAUCCUUGGACGUGAGAUAGGCAGGAACGAAAUUGAAGUUGGAUGAGUAUGCAUUGUAGCGCGCGGCGGUUCAUGACCU